UCCGCAGACAUGAUCGGGAAGAUAAUUUUGGCUCUCUCGGCUUUGGCCCUCGUUAGGGCCCAAAUACCCAGCCUGGGAUUCUGCCCAGACUACGUGCCCAUGGCGAACUUCGAUCUGAACAGAUUCUUGGGCAUUUGGUACGAAGCUGAGAGGUACUUCCAACUGACAGAAGUGGUAUCACGAUGCGUAAUGGCAAACUAUACAAAAACCGCUCAAGGUACAUACCGCGUCAGCAAUGAAGUCACAAACAGAUUCACCGGAAUUAAGAGAGUCCUCGAGGGUGAAAUUAAGAAGUCCGCGUCGAAAGCUGAAGAGGGGAAAUUGAUUGUAAAAUACACGAUACCGCUGACUCCUGAGACUAAGUACUCGGUACUCGAAACGGACUACGAUACCUACGCAGUUUUGUGGAGCUGUUCCGGUAUUGGUCCAUUCCACACGCAAAACGCCUGGGUCAUGACAAGAGACAGAUUAGCUCCGGGAACAGUCAUACAAAAGGCAUACGGUGUUCUGGACAAGUACAAGAUUUCGAAAACGUUCUUCGUCAAAACGAACCAGGAGGACUGCGCUUUAUUAGAGAUCCGGGCUAAACCAGCAGCAGCAGCAGCAGCAGCAGCAGCUGAACCCGAAAAAGAGACCGCAGAAGUGCAAGAGAAUAGUGAAAAUCACGUAAGAACCGCCGCUGCACCCGAUGCACCAGAAGUGAUCGUCGAGAUGCAGAAUGCAAAAGAUGAAGAAAAGAAGAGCUCUCAAUCCGCGAAGAAGAAACCAAUUAAUACUGUUCCCGAACGAAUCAUGGAAAUAGCGGAUGCGAUGAAGGAAGAAGCGCCGAUGAACGACGCGAUGAUAAAGGAAGAGAAACCGAUCGAGGCUAUGAAAGAGAAAGCUGACAUCGUCAAACAAAAAGAAAAGACUGUAACAGAAAUCUUCGGAACGCAUCCAGCAGUCGGGCUUCGCGUAAGUAAGCGGAAGGUGCAAAGAACUGGAAGUCCAGUCGCUGACGAGCAACGCGCCGUGCGAGAAGCGUCACUGUCGACCCCUGUUCCACGUGAGAUCUGUUUCACGAAGUCAUCGAGAUCCAACGCGUAUGUAAGAGAGAAGAUGUUACGGACGUGCAUAAUUUUACUAAUCGCCAGUGCAGCGAUGGCACAGGUGCCGUUUCUGGGCUCGUGUCCCGCCAUGGAAACAAUGCAUGACUUCGACGUGCAAAGGUAUCUGGGGAAGUGGUACGAGAUGGAGAAGUAUUUCGCGUUCUUCGAAUUCGGUGGAAAAUGCGUGACUGCGACUUACACCAGUGGCAAUGAUUCCGCGCUUAACAUUUUAAACAAACAGAUAUCUUCCUUGACCGGAGUUUCUUCAAGCAUCGAAGGGAUCGGGAAGCCAAUUGUUAAAUCGGACGAUGCGAAAUUGAUCGUCACGUUUCCUACUUUGCCGCUUCCAAUGGAGGCGCCUUAUUGGGUGGUUGAUACCGAUUACACAUCCUACGCUGUCGUGUGGAGUUGCUCCAAUUUCGGUGUGAUCAGUAUGAGAAAUGUUUGGAUUCUGGCGAGAGAACCAAAACCCCCGGUUGCCAUUUUGGAGAAAGCCUAUCAAAUAUUAGACAAGAAUAAUAUAAGUAGGGCGUACUUUAUUCGUACAGAUCAAAAGAACUGUCCAGCAGACAAUUGAACAAAAUUGUAUAAAAUUUCGGUGUAAUAUAUAAAAAAUUAGAUCGAGUAAGUAAUUGAAGAUCAUACGUUCAACUGAUCAAUUAUGCUCAAGUUUAUUCGUGAUCGCUUAGUUAUAGAUCUGGUAUAUAAACUCGUAUAUAUUA
Molecule: messenger RNA, 1810 nt
Organism: Ceratina calcarata
Lineage: Eukaryota; Metazoa; Arthropoda; Insecta; Hymenoptera; Apidae
Exons: 9
Coding region: 10-1665 (551 amino acids)
Biological process (GO): lipid metabolic process; response to reactive oxygen species
Cellular component (GO): cytoplasm
Molecular function (GO): pigment binding
Source: RefSeq, a predicted model, not a curated record